GAGCUAAUAUGGCAAAAACCAAUAACUAUUUAAACGCGCUUAGCUGAAAAUUUUAUUUUUGACUGACUGCCAAAUUAUUGCUGACAUGGGUAAUUUGUUGGCUAAAAAGAUGACUCGCUUUAUUGUGCGCCGCAGUAAAGGACGUUGUUAAAAUAAUUUGACUGUAAUAACCGACUUCAAAUAUUCAACAAUUAAUACGGAACCAUUUUGGAAUCUAAUGGUGAACAGUUGACAAAAAGUGUGCGCUUAAAAGUGGAAUAAUAAACGCAAUAUUAUUACAAAUCCGGAUUAAAAUUUAUCAGGCACAAAAUGUAUGAUCACAGCGCGGAUUAGGUGAAUAUACCUACCAGUUCCCGAUCGAUCGUGAAUUGAAGAAGGUAGAAGGUUCAAUCAAGUUUCCCCUCAGAUAAACAGUGUGUCACUUACGGACAGCGGUGAACGUUGCUGGAUUUAUCACAUCUGGAUUUUAAACUACAGCUUGCGUUGCUUUUCCCCAAUAUCGAACGUGGAUAGGAUAGAUCUAGGUUACAAUUGUUGUGAGAAUUGAUAGCUGCCUUUCAGUCGCAUAGAAAAGGCAAGUUCAACACGUUUCAUCUGCCAGGUGAUCGAUAUCUGAUCAAACGUUUGAAGUACUGAAAGCCACAUUUUACACAGCUCGGCAAUGAGCGCGCUUUAUUUGAUUUGUUUAUUUGAAUUAUUAUAAGAACAGUCGCGCAAAUUGCAUAACAAUACGAACAAUACAAUACUGAAUUAAAUGUUCAAUUAUUUCUUGGAUUGAUUCUCAAGUCAGUGAUCGAUAUUGAAAUCAUCGACACCUGUCGUCUGAUAAAUAUUUCGAGUUUAGUUUCGAAUUGAUAAUUAAUAUAUCCUUAACGCGUGUUUUAUUAAAACAUUACUAAUAAUCAUAGCAUGUCGUUAAUUAUGUUAGUUAAAGUAGUAAAAUGUGAAAAAACAAAAUAUAUGCGUUGAGAUAGUUGGAAAAUACCUUAUUUGAAACUAAUCAUGGGUGAUACCCCUGUAUCGCCAAAUCCUACGAAUCAACGUAAACUUCCCAUUCCAACGUCUGCUGCCAAUACAAACUCACCUUUGAAAGACUUCUUGAUUAAGCCCAAACGAAUCCUACCGCCGAAACCUGAUAACCAAAAAGUAAAAAGAACCGUUCAAGAGAACACAUCAGAAUGUAAAGCGGAGGAAACGGUACCGACGUUGCCAAAGUCAGUUUUAAAUACAAAUCUACGGACAGAAGCGUCCAGUGGGGGGUCAAGCGCGUGCUCCACGCCGCGUGUCAGCGUUCCUAAACUGGCCAUAAACGUUGACCGAUUGAAAACCUAUUUUCAACUCCAGGGAAACGCCGUCGUCCGAAAAGAAAAACGUAAAACGGAUUUGAAUGAGAACGACAUUAAAUAUACAAAAUCAGAAAGCGGAACUGAUAAACAGCCAAGCCAGUGCAGCACGCCAGACGAAAUCGUGGGCGUAGUUCCUCCUCUGGUCUCGACAGAUACACCUUUACCGCUCGUCACGACGGCCUCAGACGGGUUAUUGAAGCUGAAAGAAUGGUGCCCCGUGAGAGAGGUAGAUAAGAUACCCCCGGAGAUGACGUCAGAUCCGUCCAUGGCAAAAACUCUUCAGCGAAACAUCCGUUCUCCGUCGCCAAAAAGCAAUACCACGUGGGACAGGAGUAGUUCCGGUUAUAGCAGCGACGAGCGGCAGGACCCGCGCUCCCCGCCGCCAUCCCACAGCGCUAGCUUGAGCGUAAGCAGCAAGACGGAAACGGAACUGACGAAUGAAGACGACGCGUCGAUCAGCCACACCGAUGACAUCGGCGAAGAUGAAAAAUCGGAGGAUGAGAAUAGCGAGAACGACCAAACCGAUGAGUUAGAUACGCUUAAGUCCACGGAUGACUUGACGUCUUUAAAGCCGAGUAACAUUAGAAGUAUCAGCGCUGAUGAUUUGUUAUCUUCAGAUAAUGACUGUAAUGCAUUGACAUUAACGCCCAUCCCUGCGAGUGCGGUACCCGAUACAGAAGCCGCGUCGACCUCGUGUGAACAUUGUGAUAUUGCUAAUACCUGUUGUUUGGACAACAGUGACACGGCGAGUUCGUGUGUGAACUUUACGCUAGAAAGUCUGGUGACAACGAAAAAACGACCAGUGGGUACGGCGUUGCCGAACCCUCCCGUAAACGUAAACGGAAAUCGCAUUCAGUACCGGAAGUCCGUGAGCGAAUCUGUGAUAAACCUACGUCAAACGAGUAGAAAUGGUGCUUCAGACAGUAAUCUUGACGGUCUAGCGGUGUGUGGUAAAUCGUUCCCGCAGACGUCCGUUUCAAACUUUCCCUCGUUAAAAUUUAGCGAAGCGAGCGGAGUUGACGUACUAAGAUCUGAAACCGGAUCCGGAAACAAAUUGGAAUCCAUUUCCACGUAUUCCGCCUUCACGCCGAUUGAUCGACCGUUGCUAUCUGCUGAAAACUGCGUCGACGCUCCCGACUGUUUGCAGAAGACCCGAUUGAUGCGGCCGCCCCCGGCGCUCGUCACAUGCCGGAGCCCGCGUGAUCAUCGUGAUAUUAGAGGCCCUAACCUCGGAAUUAACUUUGCAGUGAGAGUCCCGAUGAAAGACGAGUUCCGGAGAACUCUUCAUCAUCUCAGCGUUCCUCGACACCUUUCCCCCGCUCUCAAACCAGUGCCAAUCAGAGCGCGUCAUCCGAUGUGCGUGACAGCGACGAAUUUAAACCAGCAAAUGAGUGCCAUGGACACUAUUCAAAAUCAGCCAAUUUCGACGAGUUUGUCAAGGACUUCCGCUAACGAAUCGGUUGGUCGAAAUUCAAAUUUCUCUGGAAAGAAAAUGUGGAGACCGCCCUCCGGUCAGCCGGACAAUGCGCAAGCGAGGCCGUUUUCGCCAUUUGGAGGAACGCUGCCGCCGGCGAAGAUAAAAGAACAGGAGGAUAAGAAGCAUCAUAUGAACGAUAAUCACUGUGACUAAAAUAUUCCGUAAAUUAUUGUUUUAAUAGGCCAUUUAUAUACAAUUCUAUUGCAUUUAACGUGGUCCGCGGAAUUCAGUGUUGCUGUGUGUUUUUGUGAUACCGGAAGUGCUUUUUGGAUUCGUUAAACGCGAUAUUUACGAAGUGAAUUUAAUUUCACUGAUUAUAUGUGCCAGUAAACUGACUUGUAUUCGCUAGGUAUGUUGGAGAUUGAUUAAAUUACGCUUUAAGUUUAAUUCACAUUUUUUCCGAGAUGAAAAACGUUCAAUGGUAUACUAAGUUUGUAGGCAUCUUUGCCGCGGCUUCACAAGAAUGAACGAUACGGUCGCUGAAAAUGUUCAUGUACUGAAUGCCACAAGAAACACACCAACAGUUGAGAUACGGUGCAGAGGACGACAAUAUGCGAAUGGAUUUUAAAACACUUGCACUGAUUUUCCAGUUGGAAAAAAGUCAUCUUACGCAAAAUAGUUAUUAAGCAUUUUCGUAUUGUAGUUGUUUGUUACUAGUAAGUGAAGAUCUAUGUGUUAAACUCUUAACUCAGCUUGACCAUUCUUAGCUGCACAUGUACAUUUUGCUUGUUUCCUUUUUCACAACUUGCAUCGAAAACAAAAUUAUAGUGUAUUCGCAUAAAUCUCGGUGUAAAAUAUGAUUCUGUACAUCCUUCCAUAGUAGCCCGGUUUUUUUAGGAAAAAAAACAGAAUAAAAAUAUUUUUACAAGUAACGGCGUUUUAUUAUGCCCGCAUUAGUAAAGCACUUUGUCAUCCGUUCGUUCCAGAAAGUAAAUUUAUCAUUUAAUACACAAUGAUUCAAGCUUUGUUAAAGCUGGCUCAAGCCCUAAGCUCUAAGGUAAAGAUCACACUUAAAAUUAUAAUUUAGUUUUGUAAACUAAACACUUGUAUAUUAUUUUUUAUUUUGCCUUGACAAAUGUGUAUGCACAUUUAUUUAAGAGGAUAACCCCUUUACAGAUCCAUCGCUAUUAUUUUCUGUAUCGUCUCACUAAUACCCCAUAGUAUUGUUACUUUAAAUAUGUAUAAUUCCUUAGAUGUUAAGUCUAGUAAGUCAAAACUAUUUUAAGUUGACCUUUUUUGCUGUUAAUCUUAUUGCAUCCUCUUUAGCGACUUCCCUUAACCCAUUUAUGCCUAGAAAAAAGGCCUUGGCAAACGCUGUUUGCUUAAAUGAAUUAUGUAAGAAAUAUUCAAAAUAUAGAAAUAAAUAUACUAGACAUCCCUAAUUUUUGGAAAUAAAUUGAUCCAAUUUAGAAGGAUGGGACAGUCCACUAGGCAUAAAUGGGCUAACAUAAAAUCGUAUCUGCUUCCACGAGUCAUUUUACAUCCAUAUGAAACAUAACUGAGAUGUUGAGGCUUAUUUAUAAGGAAAUAAAUACAUUAUAACACCAUACGUUCGCAAGGUUGAAAUUAAAAUAGUAUUUGUUUUCCAUUUUGUACAAGUUUUGUGGGCUUGGAAAGUCACGGUUCUUCUCAUUCUGUUAAAAUGGCAGUCCAAACCCGAAAGCUUUAUGUUAAAAAAUAUCAUUGAUAUGGCGUCAUACUAACAUUCGUUGAAUAAAUCUUUACGUAGCAUUGAUUAUAGGUGCCUUUGUCCAGAAAACCAAACAAUAGUUUUGAUGUUUUAGUUUUAAUUUAAAUGUCCGUCCUCUGUUAUAUGUGCUUAAAUUAUACGUGUUAUACAAUUUAUCUUACAAUAUAAUGUACAUGAAAAGUUAUGUUCUACGAAUAUGCACAAUGUAUAUUCAUAAAAAUGUGAUAUCGAAAUCAGUGAUAUUUUCUUUCUUUUUUGUUAUGUUUUAUUGUUAACAGCUUUGUACAUAGCAAAUGUUAUUUAUUCCUUAGUUGUGUGUCCUUUGAAAAAUGUUUAUAUUUUUAACAAAGUCGUUUCGUUGUUAAAACAUGGUAUAUUGAAUGGCGUUUUAUAUUUUAUUAUGAAACUAUGUACUUUGUGUGCCAAAAUUGACCUGAACAAGAAAACAAGUCUCUAGACACUCACGGCUAUUCCAAAACGCGCCACCCCAAAUCCGUGCAUAGGUUUCCGUACAAGCGGUAUUCACUGCCGUCGCAAGUACAUGUAUUAUCAUUCCAGAUACACAUAUGCGAUUUUUUAUGUGCAUACUAUCAACUUAUACAAAAGGUUUAUAAGUCGUUUAGUGUUAAAAUAAAGAGAGACAAUUAAAAAUUAAAUCAAAUCAUAUGAAUAAUAAAAAUAAACAUUUAAAGGGGCCUUUUCACAGAUUUUGGGAUGUUUUAAAGUUUGUCUUAAAAUGCUUUAUAUUGAUAAAUGUAAACAUUACAUUUUAAAAGCUCCAGUAAAACAUCAAAAAUAAUAUUUGAAAAAGGAAAAAAAGGAGCCCGCAGCAUGGCUCGAACCAGUGACCCCCAGAAUCUAAAAAAGGAAAAAAAAGGAGCCCGCAGCAUGGCUCGAACCAAUGACCCCCAGAAUCCUGAAGUAAAAACGCAUUAGCCAACUGAGCUAUUAUGCCAAGCUUACAUAAAAAGCGUAUUUAAUACCUUAUAUAAGCAAUUUUCGUAGUUUCACAAAAUUUAAAAGACAACAACACUAAUCUCCAAAUUAUUCAAUCGUUUCGCGUUGCAACGCUUUAUAAUUUUUAAAUCGUCAAAAGAUACAUAUUAUGGCUAUAUUAGACCAUGACAAAUGUUCAGUAAUACUGUUUCCUCAAAAAUAUCAUAACUUAAUCGAAAAUUUGUGAAUCUGAAACAACUUUAUUCAAUUUUGUCAAUUUACCACACCGUGAAAAGAUCCCUUUAAUCUAUCAUCAUCACGUGGUUUUGCGAUGCUGGAGGGAUUUAAAGAGAAUUGCUCAGGGCCAGUCAAAUCAGUGUUCGGUGGCGCAACUUUAAAAAGCUAAAACGUUUUAAUAUGCAUACACGUACACUUUUGGGAGUAAUUCAGUUCUGCGCAUUCGACAAUGCGCUUCUUUUUUCACGCGCAAGUAAGUUGAAUAAAGAAUAAGAAUUAUAAGGUUGCAGUGAAUUUCAAGUUGUUAGUCAAACAACAUGGUCAUUUAGGUAUUAUUUAAAAUUUCCUUAGUCGGGCAACUUUCACUGGCAACUGCUUUAAACAAAAAGAAGCCAGUCGAUAAAAAUGAGUGUCCGAUGUAAAUAAUUCAAAACUCGAUAUUCUUCUUGGUUAUUUGUUUCCAUUUUGAGACAGAUGCGCGGCUAAUAGAGUCGAUUAUAAUAGUGUAAAAUAAAUUUAUCAUACAAAAAUCUGCAACGACAUUUCACUUUAUUCAAGCAAUCAUUGUUUCUGUGUUUUUUGUUUUCUCAUUUAGCGUACGAAUUGUACAUACGAAAUAAAAUAUGUUGAAAAUAGCAAACAAUAGUCGUGUGCUACACGCAUAGUGACUUUUUAGCUAAUGAGUUGCUUGGUUUUUAUUAUAAACACGUUUCUCAGAUCGUUCAAUCUUAUAACAUGUUAUGUUAAAUUACGGAUUCUCAUUUGUUUAAAUGUUGUGUUUUUUUCCGUGCGAUAUAAACAUCUGCAACGACAUAUAGAUAAGUUUAACGUCAUUAAAGAACCCGUGCAGUGUCAUUUUUUAGCAAAGUGCCAUUUAAGGAUGGAGAUUUAUUUUUCCAUAUUAUGACGAAAAACGCUGCUUGCUCAUUUUGUUUUUCCAUACGGGUUGAACCUAUGUAGCACCAUGCUGUAUAUGUUCACAUAGUGUCAUGCUCAUAUGCUUUUCAAAGAGUGCCUUAUUAACCCAUUUAUGCCUAGCGUCUAGAAAAAGGCCUUGGCAAACAGCGUUGACACAGAUGAGACGCCGCAUGAAGCGGCGUCUCAUCUGGGUCUGCGCUGUUUGCUUGAAGGAAUUUCUGUAAGAAAUACUCUAAAUAUAGAAAUAAAUAUAUUAGACAUCUCUAAUUUUGGAAAUAAAUUGAUCCUAUUUAGAAGGAUGGGAGAGUCCACUAGGCAUAAAUGGGUUAAAUAUACAACAUACCGGUACGCUUGUAAAACUCUUCGCACUGCUGUGUAGUAGAAUGCUUUUACCAUUCAUAUCAUAACUACCGUUACAUCGCAAAAACGAUUACUUAGCUCAUUAAUUUUAUUGUUUAUUCUUAAAGUAACAAAAUAUUAAUUUUGUUUUAAGUAUAUAAAUCCAAGAAAAUCAUUUUUUAAAUAAACACAAAGCAACCAGCUUUUUCUGUUGUAUGUAUUACUGCACGGACAGACAUUUCGACUUUUUUUAAUACACUCAAUCUCAAUGUGUUUGUUGUUGUUUUUUUAUUGUUACAGAGACUGAGGAUUGUGAUAGAACAUGUGGGUUAUUUAAUCAUGACUAAUAAAUAGUUUACAUCCA
This is a messenger RNA of Dreissena polymorpha, 7307 nucleotides long. RefSeq lists its product as uncharacterized. The coding region runs from base 1003 to 2976 and encodes 657 amino acids. The record is from RefSeq and is a predicted model, not a curated record. The transcript has 2 exons. Lineage: Eukaryota; Metazoa; Mollusca; Bivalvia; Myida; Dreissenidae.